GGCAUUAACAGUGUACAACGGUAGUAGUGUAUCAGAGGAGAGUUUAUUUAAAUUAAAAUAUAAAACUGUAAUGAAAUAACUAGUGACAGUGUCUAACAAAUAAUAAAACCGCCUCUUUCAUUAAAUUUUAUACGGAAACAAUAACAUUUAUUCAUAAACCGUAAUUACUGGGCAAUGCAGUCGAUGCUAUCCAGGAGGUAUUUAUAAUAAAUAAAAUUAAUUCGUGAUUCAAAUAAAUCGAAAUGGGAAAACUGCUGAGUCUAUUGGCCCGUGAUGAUUCAAACUGUUGUUCUUCGCCACGAUAUGAUAUAUUCUUAGAUUUUGAGAAUGCUGCACCCACUGACACAGAGCGCGAUGUUUAUGAAGAAGUGCAAAGAGUUCUUUUGGAUUCAGACAAAAUCUUAGAAGAAAUACAGUGUUACAAAGGAGCUGGAAAGGAAAUACGAGAAGCGAUUGCAGACCCCUCGACUAUAACCCAAGAAAGGGCUUGGCGCGCCGUCAAACCCUUAGUGGAUAAACUGCUCAGAUUUUAUAACCAUUCACUGGAGUUGAAACGGGUUGUACCACGUCUCUUAGGUUCACUUGUGGGGGGAUCAAUGAGUCCCACGCAACACUUGGAACAACAGCAAGCCCUAGUGAAACAAUUUGCAGAAAUAUUGGAAUUCGUUCUGAAAUUCGAUGAACACAAAAUGAAGACACCAGCCAUUCAGAACGACUUCAGUUACUACAGAAGAAUCGUAUCACGCAGUGGCCUCAUCAAUGCAGAAUUACCUCCAGGGGAAGAACCGCACAUCGGGGCAGAGGUUGCAAAUCGAAUGUCCUUGUUCUAUGCACAAGCAACACCGAUGCUCAAAGUGUUGUCAGAAGCAACAAGCCAAUUCGUCAACGACAAUCAACAGGACUUAGAAAAUACAACAGAAACGCUCAGCACGAUGGCCAAAGUGUGUUUAAGAAUGUUGGAAAAUCCAAAACUGGUGGCCCAAUUCAGCCGCGAGGAGACAUCCCUCUUGGUUCUCCGAGUCAUGGUCGGGUUGAUCAUACUUUACGACUGGGUACAUCCUUCUGGAGCCUUCUGCCGUUCGUCAUCAGUUGAUGUGAAAGGUUGCGUGAAGUUCCUCCAACAGCAACCUCCUCCCAAAGCGGAACCUCUCCUGAACGCCCUCAGGUACACCACGAAGCAUCUAAACAGUCAAUCGACGCCGAAGAACAUACGAGCGCUUCUGGCUGCGUGAGGACACCACUCCAGCCUUGCAUGUUGCUGUGGGGAAUGAGGUGACAAUAAAAAUGUGGGGAUUUCUCGUCGGCAUUUAUUUUGCUCGUUUAUUAACUGUUGGUUGUAGCGUGAUCUCGAAAAAAAUAUGAUUGCAAUCAUAGAUUCCUUUUGGACAAAUAUUCCGUUAAGUUUGUUUCGUAACCUAAUGUCGUUUAAAUCGUGGAUAGCAAAAACUGGCCUUUCAUAAAUAACAUUUUCCGCCUUGCCGCGCAUCUAGUUUUGGUUUUCAUAAUGCGUUUAUAAAAAAUAUGAAAUGGGUAAAUAUAUUUUCGAAAAAUACAUAUCUAUUAGACAUUUUAAGAUUCGUUAAAAAAUAAUUCUGUCAAUUAGUUAUGUUUUAUGAACCUUUUUUUUUUUGAUUAAACCUUUGCGCGCCUCCGCCUGAUCACCAGCGGGCUUCGUAUUGGCGGAUUUCUAACCGAUUUACGAUAGACAUCGAAAAUAGAUACGUGUAAUGCUUUCAAUUAUAAGAACCGUAAGUAUUCUAAAUAUUAUUAUGGGUUCAUCCGGUUUUGCGUAUGUUAUUUAUCGAGGAAUGCUUGACGAUGUUUUGGGAAUUAAACGGUUCCUAUAGUCGUGGACUAGUCGAAAUCAUAUGUUUUAAGCAACAUAAGUGAAACCUGACGUUAUUUUUCUUUCUAAUUACCAUUCGCCCAGACGAGAUAUUUCGA
Vanessa atalanta (red admiral) is the source of this 1944-nucleotide messenger RNA. RefSeq names its product CYFIP-related Rac1 interactor A. The transcript has 4 exons. Gene Ontology annotation, molecular function: small GTPase binding. Bases 243 to 1232 code for a protein of 329 amino acids. The record is from RefSeq and is a predicted model, not a curated record. Gene Ontology annotation, biological process: regulation of actin filament polymerization. Lineage: Eukaryota; Metazoa; Arthropoda; Insecta; Lepidoptera; Nymphalidae.